Formica exsecta is the source of this 3608-nucleotide messenger RNA. It is a transcript of the gene Tps1, whose product is annotated as alpha,alpha-trehalose-phosphate synthase [UDP-forming]. Gene Ontology annotation, cellular component: cytosol; alpha,alpha-trehalose-phosphate synthase complex (UDP-forming). The coding region runs from base 16 to 2355 and encodes 779 amino acids. Gene Ontology annotation, molecular function: catalytic activity. NCBI's taxonomy places the organism in Eukaryota, Metazoa, Arthropoda, Insecta, Hymenoptera, Formicidae. The transcript is spliced from 11 exons. The record is from RefSeq and is a predicted model, not a curated record. Gene Ontology annotation, biological process: trehalose biosynthetic process.
AGCGCUAUUCGUAUCAUGUGGCGAGCGAACAUAAACGCCGGUGGUCUGGUGACCGCGGUAGCACCGGUUGUCAUAAGCGGAAAUGGAGUCUGGGUCGGAUGGCCGGGUAUGCACAUGGAAAAUCCAAACGAACCGAUCCCCGAAUCUGAUCCCAACGAUCGUACACCUACAGCCGGUCUGUUGUCUCGGAAGGUUGUCGCGGUACACGUUGAUCCCGGCAUCUUUGAUUCAUAUUACAACGGAUGCUGCAACGGAACCUUCUGGCCGCUCUUUCACUCUAUGCCGGAUCGGGCGACCUUCAUCGCGGAUCAUUGGCGCGCGUAUUGCGUUGUUAACGAAAAGUUUGCCGCUAAAACGGUCGGUGCCUUGGAACAAAUUCACAAGGAACAGGAGAACCAGCCCAACGGCACACCGUUGGUAUGGAUUCAUGAUUAUCACUUGAUGUUAGCCGCCAAUUGGAUUAGACAAGCGGCCGACGAGAAGGAUCUCAGGCUCAAAUUAGGUUUCUUUCUUCAUAUACCCUUCCCACCAUGGGACAUCUUCAGGCUAUUUCCGUGGGCGGAUGAGAUCCUGCAGGGUAUGCUUGGAUGUGACAUGGUUGGUUUUCACAUUCAGGAUUAUUGUCUGAACUUUGUCGAUUGCUGCCAGAGGUGCCUCGGCUGCAGAGUGGAUCGUAAGAAUUUGCUAGUCGAACACGGAGGCAGGACAGUACGAGUAAGACCGCUGCCAAUCGGUAUUCCGUUCGAUAGAUUUGUCUCACUGGCAAAGACUGCCACCAAAGUCAUGCAGUCAAAUCAGAAGAUUGUUCUUGGCGUCGACCGGCUCGAUUACACCAAGGGUCUCGUUCAUAGAUUGAAAGCCUUCGAGAUGCUACUGGAGAAACAUCCCGAGCAUCGUGAACAGGUAACGAUGUUGCAAAUUGCAGUGCCUUCACGCACCGACGUUCGUGAGUAUCAGGAUCUGAAGCUCGAGAUGGAUCAACUGAUCGGUUGUAUAAACGGUCGCUUCACGACACCCAACUGGUCGCCCAUACGUUAUAUUUACGGUUGCGUGAGCCAGGACGAACUAGCGGCAUUCUACAGAGACGCCGCUGUCGCUCUCGUCACGCCGCUCAGAGAUGGCAUGAAUUUAGUCGCUAAAGAAUUCGUCGCCUGUCAAAUCAAUAACCCGCCGGGAGUGCUAAUAGUAUCGCCGUUCGCUGGUGCCGGCGAGAUGAUGCACGAGGCUCUGAUUUGCAAUCCUUAUGAGAUUGACGAAGCUGCGGAAGUGAUUCACAGAGCUCUUACCAUGCCCGAAGAUGAACGUACGUUAAGAAUGAAUCAUUUACGUCGACGUGAGAAGAUAUACGAUGUCAACUACUGGAUGAAGUCCUUCCUUCAAGUGAUGGGAUCGCUCGAGGAACACGAUUCCGUGGGUGCUACUACAAUGCAGCCCGUGACUAUGGAUGAUUUCGACGAUUACUUGAGCAAGUAUAUCGGUGAAAAUCACAAAUUGGCGCUUCUCUUGGAUUACGACGGCACACUAGCGCCCAUCGCCACUCAUCCUGACCUAGCAAUUUUACCGCUUGAAACGAAAAACGUUCUGCAAAGGCUGUCUAACAUGUCGGACGUUUACAUUGCGAUUAUAUCGGGCAGAAAUGUGAACAACGUGAAAUCGAUGGUCGGAAUAGAGGGUAUCACAUAUGCUGGAAAUCAUGGAUUGGAAAUCCUACAUCCGGACGGUAGUAAAUUCGUUCAUCCUAUGCCCGCCGAAUUUGAGGAAAAAGUGGCCAGUUUGAUGCAGAUGCUACAGGAACAGCUCUGCAAGGACGGUGCCUGGGUUGAGAAUAAAGGAGCACUUCUCACGUUCCACUAUCGCGAGACACCGGUAGAGAGUCGUCCCAGGAUGGUGGAGCAAGCUAAAAAACUUAUCGAGGCCGCUGGAUUCAAGGCAUGUUCCGCGCAUUGCGCCAUUGAGGCGAAACCGCCGGUCGAAUGGAACAAGGGCAGCGCUUCCAUCUAUAUUCUACGUACGGCGUUUGGUCUAGAUUGGAGCGAACGUAUCAGGAUUAUAUAUGCCGGUGAUGAUGUUACAGAUGAGGAUGCGAUGAAGACCUUAAAAGGUAUGGCCGCUACUUUCCGCGUGGCGUCAUCGCACAUCAUCCGCACGUCCGCGGAAAGACGGCUGCCUAGCACGGAUUCUGUACUCACGAUGCUAAAGUGGGUCGAAAGGCAUCUCAGUAGGCGCAAGCCCCGCAAUAGCAUUGACAUUCCGGGCAUCCCGUCACGAUUUCGGCGCAGCAGCGGUGGGAUCACGAUGGAGAUGUCUUACACGCCACCAAGAACGCCUCUCGAAUCGAAUUGGCUGAAAGUCUAACGAGCACGCAAAACUGGACGAAUAAGUUUAGUAUAAGAUGCUGCAAAAAACAAAAUUUUAAGAAAGGUAGACUCAAAUUAGAUUUUACACUUUUUUUAAGUAGAAUAAGACGCGAAAUGUAAAAAAAAGAAGGCGAAAGAAAGUAUUGGUAUUUACUGAUAUAAUUGUUUUCGUGGUUGUGUCUACGAUUAUUAGCGAUAAUAAAUAAGAAACAGCUAUAUAUACAUAGAUAUAUAUAAUUAGAAUCUAUGUCUUUUAUAUAAGAUAAUGUCGUGCGUUUCUUCAUGCCGUCGGAUAAUACUGACUAUAAACUGGUAUAAACUGGCAGUGCGUAUAUCCGUCUUUUGUCACGAGUUUAUUUUAAAGAGAAAAACUUUCUGAAAGUAAUGCGCGCAACUAAAUAGCAUCAUUAAAUGUACAAAAUAUAAUCCAAUAAUUAAAAAAAAAUUGUGACAGAAAAAAAGGAGAAAAUAAGAUGUCUCUGAAAAUGCGACCAAAUCUAGAAUUUUGAAGAAAAAAUUGUGUAAAAAAAAAAUAAAAAAGAAAGAAAAACAAAAUGUCUCCAAAAAUGCGACCGAGCGAUUUUAAACGAUUUUAACCGGUUAUGUAAAUAAAAAUGAAGAUUUAUUCUGAAGUGAAACUAUCUGAAACUGUAUAAGAGAGAGAGAGAGAAAGAAUAUAUAUUUAUAUUAUUUAUUUUAAAAAUUUAUUAGAAUUGAUAUUUACUGGAAAAUAUUAUUUUCGAUUAAUGUGUUGUUUUAUUCUUGCCACUUAGGUUCUUUGUUGAAACACUCGGAGCCUCCACAAACAGUACGAGCGCAAAUUGAAUUCAAUAAUCUCGUACUUUUGCCUUCAUAUUUAUUAGUCAAUUCUAAUAUAAUUGUCAGUCACAAUAUAAGUAAUAAGCGAGCGAGAUGAAGGAGAAAGUACACGAAGAAAACAAAUGUGUAUAUAAUGAGAUAUAUAUGUAAAUGUAAGCGCAUAAGAGAUCCUAUCACAUCCCCUUAAAGCAAAAUCUCUCCCCUUUCCCUUCGUCAUAAAAAAAGGUAAAAAAGAAAAAACGCGUGCUCUAUUUUAUGUUUUGUAAGAGUACUUAGUUUUUACCUCGUUAUAUGUUAUUACACAGGUGUGUGCGUGAAAUAAAAACAAACGCGCGAGAUAGUGCGAAUAUAUGACCAAAACUGGUUUACUCCCGUUACUGUAAAAGCGAGCUCACAAAACGCAGUGCAGGAAUAAACAUCGUUUAUAAAUUA